Messenger RNA from Penicillium oxalicum, 1224 nucleotides. RefSeq lists its product as uncharacterized. The transcript has a single exon. Lineage: Eukaryota; Fungi; Ascomycota; Eurotiomycetes; Eurotiales; Aspergillaceae. The record is from RefSeq and is a predicted model, not a curated record. The coding region runs from base 1 to 1224 and encodes 407 amino acids.
AUGUCAAGCACCAGCUUUCGACUAGAAUCUUUCCGGCCGUGGAAUCCUUUUCAGGACAAAGCGCAGCCUUCGCGGGAUUCUCCCUAUAUUUAUCGCUACCCAAGUCCUGUCUCGAUUUCUGCCACCCCACCUCCCUCAUAUCCUAGCAACCGAUUGUCAACGAGCCAAAAGUUAAACUCCCACAGCUCCGACCGGCAUCCCCUUCCUGCACGGCCACCAGCGGAGGUCUGCUUCGAUGGCUGUCUAGAUUUCGUGGUUCAAACCGCUGGACAUGAGCCGGGGCAUUUGGGCAGUAUAGCCUCCGACAGUACUCACAUUGACACUCUCAACCCUAACGAUAUUUUGCAAUUGCAAGACCUACCAGGUCCAGAGGAUCUUGGUCACGCCCCAAUAUCGGGCAGUAUUGGUCUUAGUGCUGAUGCUGAGCGUCGAUCCCCCGAUUUUGAUCCGUCCGACUUGGAAGCGGCGGUUAUUGCUGGUCAGCUCCCACAAGAUGUCGAUUCUGGAAACCAUAUCCUGUCCAGAGAGCCGCCAGGCAUUGAAACAAUCGAUCCUACAAUCCUGAACGAUCAUGCCUGUCCAGGUGUGGGGCAGAUCCAAGCAGCGGAAACUAUCUCCGGCAUCGCAACAUGUCGAGACAGAAGUCCCCCGGAGUUCUUCCACUUUCCCAUUCACGAUCCGCCUCUUCAAUGCAGCCGAGAAAAUGCAAAAGAAACGGCCGAUCCUAAUCGCCAGUUCACAAAAAUAAAUAAAUGUUCGAGUAUCGGGAAGAGAUGUUCAAAAAUUGGUGCUGGCCGGUCCAGGAAAGGGCCCCGUCGUUGCAACAGCGUUUCGUUUCCUACCGUUCGUGCUCAAUUCCUGGCCCUUCCAGUCGAAGACCGGCUACAGUUUCUAUCUUGGCUAUUUGAGAGCACUCUAUCACACUGCGUUUCUUCACGUCCCAACACAGAUGUCGCCUCUGUAUCAAGCUGCGCCUCGAGUCAAGAUCAGUCGAGCUCAAACACCGAACCCGUUGAAGCGCAACAGCCUCCUUCGAGAAAAGGCUUACCAUGGUCCAUGGAAGAAAAUUGUCUAUUGGUAAACCUCCGGGAAGAACAGAAUCUUGCUUGGUCGGAGGUGACGAGACUGUUUGCACAGAAAUUCCCCGGAAGGAGCAAAGGGUCUCUACAGGUGUACUGGAGCACGACGCUCAAGAAUCAGCGGCUAUACGACCACCGGGUAUAG